Molecule: messenger RNA, 726 nt
Organism: Durusdinium trenchii
Lineage: Eukaryota; Dinophyceae; Suessiales; Symbiodiniaceae
Source: the annotation of a GenBank genome assembly
CACGAUUGGAGUUCCAACAUGCUCAGCCUUCACAGCUCGAUCCCUGCUUUUUAGCUGAGACGGAGGCUGUUGGCCAUGGCGCUGGUUGCUGUCCGACGCUCGCGUGAUUUUCCAGAGGGCAGAGUGUUGGGCCUGGAUUGCAAGCCUCUUAAGCCCUGCGGGACUCCACAAACACGCAGACCACGACAGGUGGCGCCCACCGGUUGGACAAUGUGCGAAUGUGAAGCUGAUAAGGAAUGGGUUCUUUGCGAUCGAGUUGAUGCUGUGGCGGCUGAAAUGGCUGCACGCAUUCAAAGGCACUUGUGUGAAGAGUCUGGACACAAUGAGCUUGACCAGACCAUCUCUGAUUUGGCAGAAGUGGAUGUGAUGAAGGAGGCAACUGUGCGGCUUGCUGAAAUUCAGCUAGAGCAGGGCAAUGUGGAGGAGCCAGGAGCAGUGGAAGAGGAUACAGAAAGAUCAGAAGGCCAUGAGACCAUCGGAACUCGCAGAGAAUUGAGAAAGGAGAUGACGAGGGCUGCUAGAAAAGCAGCAUGGCGAGCGUCCCAAAAGGAGGAACAGAAAGAGGAACACAAGGAGGAGACCAAUUCAAAGCGCGUGGCAAAGCGUGGCAAAACUGCAAGGAAUGAGCGGGAGCAGCAUAGUCCGAAUUGACAAAUGCCUGUCUUCAAGGGCAUGCGGCAUGCGCAUGAUGCAUUCCUCCCUUUUGAACGGUUCAAACGGUUUGAU